This is a messenger RNA of Cataglyphis hispanica, 2422 nucleotides long. RefSeq names its product amidophosphoribosyltransferase-like. Gene Ontology annotation, molecular function: amidophosphoribosyltransferase activity. The record is from RefSeq and is a predicted model, not a curated record. Bases 726 to 2345 code for a protein of 539 amino acids. NCBI's taxonomy places the organism in Eukaryota, Metazoa, Arthropoda, Insecta, Hymenoptera, Formicidae. Gene Ontology annotation, biological process: purine nucleobase biosynthetic process; purine nucleotide biosynthetic process. The transcript has 9 exons.
UCUCGUUCCAAGUUACUUGCGUUAUCAAAAGGCUAUAUAGGUAUAGUGACACAUGUAGUGACGAAAUAUCGUUCAGUAAUCUAUUUCAGUUUUUUUCCUAUAGUGUUUGUGUAUUUUUUUGUGCACUACGUGUACACAAUUCUUGUUUGUACGAUUGCGUGAAAAGAAAAACGCUUCUUUGAAAAGAUGAAUAACACGCACACGUCCCUCAUUUAUGGGGCAAACGCAGCAUGUGAUUCUUCACCUUCCGCAUUCCCCCUUUUUUCGAAAAGGAAAGCAGAGAUAAUAAUCGUGCCGGCUAUAUUCGAAUGCCUGUGCGUCUCCAAACAACGACGAUUUCUCAUUGGCCCGGAGCAUCUAUCGCUCCAUUACUUCACGACGUCUUAGCCGUUAGCCGAUCAUUUCUACAACCAGAGAGAAACGUCUCUCUGAAGAAUACGAUCGCGUUUCUCAGCACGAAGUGCGUACACAUGUAUAGCGCAAUAUAACGCGUUCGGUAGAGUGGAUGGAAAUUUAAUAAAAAAAAAAAAGAAGACAACGAAGAAAUCACACACAGAGAGGUGGUCAGACCACUCGCGGAAGCUGCGUAGAAACGUUUUAUUUGAUCUCGAUAUCUCGGCUUAAUGAGUGAAUUGUUCGUAGAAUAAAUCUAUACGCAGUAAAUAUAUAUUUAAUCUUACGUUAUUGGUUUGAAAAAGAGGGACAGCCAAUUAUAUUCUAUUACAAUGGAAAUGUCUCACAAUAAAGAUAACAAGAUAGAAGAUUCUCAAGUAAUGUCUCGUCUUUAUACGGAGGAAUCAAAAUGUAUAAGGCCACGAAGCAAAGGUGAAACCAGAGGACAAAGGCUUACUGGUCUUACUCAUGAAUGCGGUGUUUUUGGAUGUAUUGCUGCAGGGGAUUGGCCAUCACAAAUUGAUGUGGCCCAAGUUGUUUGCCUAGGUUUAGUGGCAUUACAACAUAGAGGCCAAGAAAGUGCAGGGAUUGUUACAAGUGAAGGUGUUUGCUCUAAAUCAUUCCAUGUACAUAAGGGCAUGGGAAUGAUAAAUAAUAUUUUCAAUGAUGAAGUUAUGAGGAAGCUUAGAGGAAAUCUUGGGAUUGGUCAUACUAGAUACAGCACAAGUGCAGCCAGUGAAGAAGUUAACUGUCAACCAUUUGUGGUACACACUGCACAUGGGGCAUUAGCAGUUGCUCAUAACGGAGAAUUAGUAAACACUGAAUCUCUCAGAAAAAUGGUAUUAGGGCGAGGUGUUGGUUUAUCAACGCACUCGGAUUCGGAACUUAUAACACAAGCGCUCUGUUUGAAUCCACCAGAAGGCGAAGUUAAUGGACCAGAUUGGCCAGCCCGUAUUAAACAUCUUAUUCAAUUAGCACCAUUAUCAUAUUCCUUGGUCAUAAUGCAAAGGGACAAAAUUUAUGGUGUCCGAGACCCUUAUGGAAAUCGUCCUCUUUGCUUGGGGAAAAUAGUACCAAUUGGCAAUCUAGCAUGUAAUGAUUCUGACAAUGAUGAUGAUGAAGCAGAAGGUUGGGUAAUUUCAUCGGAAUCUUGCGGAUUCUUGAGCAUCGGUGCGAGAUAUGUCCGCGAAGUGUUUCCUGGUGAAAUUGUCGAACUGACGCGAGAAGGUAUUAAGACUAUUGAUAUAGUAGAAAGACCAAAUAAAAAACCGCAGGCAUUUUGCAUUUUCGAAUAUGUUUACUUCGCCAGAAGCGACAGCAUUUUUGAAGGACAGAUGGUAUACUCAGUUCGUAUGCAAUGUGGACGAGUAUUAGCGAUGGAAUCGCCGGUUGAAGCAGAUAUAGUAAGCUCGGUGCCCGAAUCUGGAACCGCAGCAGCACAUGGAUAUGCCAGACAGUCUAAAAUACCUUUCACGGAAGUGCUAUGCAAAAAUAGAUAUGUGGGUAGAACAUUCAUUCAGCCGAGUACGCGACUUAGGCAGCUCGGAGUAGCUAAGAAAUUCGGAGCUUUGUCGGAAAAUGUAAAGGGAAAGAAAAUAAUCCUUAUUGAUGAUUCAAUCGUCAGAGGAAAUACAAUCGGUCCAAUUAUCAAACUACUACGUGACGCGGGCGCCAAGGAAGUUCAUAUUAGAAUAGCAUCACCACCACUGAAAUAUCCAUGUUAUAUGGGCAUCAAUAUACCAACAAGGGAAGAACUUAUCGCAAAUAAGCUCGAUAGUGUAAAAUUGGCCAAGCAUGUAGGAGCAGAUAGUUUAUCGUACCUUUCGGUCGAGGGGCUUGUCGAAGCAGUCAGAUAUCGUAUGGACAAUCGUGAAAGCAAUUAUAUUGGACAUUGUACUGCUUGUCUAACAGGAGAGUAUCCAGACGAACUUCCUGGUGACCUUGAUUGGUGAAAAUGUCACGAUUUUAUUCUAGAAGCAAAUAAAACUCCAGUUUUUUAAAUACAUGAAUAAAGAAUCUAUACAUUAAA